AUGUGCAACACACAGAUCGACUACUUACAAUGGGUCAACUCAAUUCCUCUUUUUUCAAAUUUUACAGGGGUGUUUGGGUAUCCCCUGCAAUCCAUCACAACUAAGAAAAAGUGUGGGUGGCGGUUCCCCCUUCCCAUUUAUAGAUCCAUCCAAUUUUUAAAGCAAAAAGACAGAUUUGUGACUGAAGGGAUCUUUCGCGUGUCACCCGUCUUCGAGUGGUUAAAACGCGUGAAAGAGCAACUUGACUCAGGACAAGACAUUUUAGAUAACGAGUUUGGACCAGAGGAAGACUCUGUUCAUGUUGCGGCGGGUAUUAUUAAAGCCUUUAUACGUGAAAUAUCUGAUGGGUUGGUACCGUCGUGUUUCUAUCAAAAUUGCGUUGAAGCUGGUGGUGAAGAAAACAUUGAGAAACGAAUAAAAAAAGUGAGUAAAAUUGUCGAUGCCCUUCCUGAGACGAACAAAAACAUGUUAUGGUAUUUAUGUGACUUUUUAGUCGAAAUAUUAAAACAUAAAGACAUCACACAGAUGGACACAGUCAACUUGGCUGUGUGCUUUGCACCAAGUGUUAUUUACUCAAACGAAGUCGACCCAAAGUUUGAAAUGGACAACUCGAAGAAAACUCGAACGGUCUUCGAGACCUUCUUAAAUCACUACGACCAACUCUUUAAGGAUAUCAAAGCACAAAAUAUCAAACUCGGGAUGUACCCGCCACUGUAUCCAGCAGUCUGCCCGACUGGCGCUGUCUCUGAUAAGGUUAUGGCAGAAGAGGUUGCAAAAGCUUCUAAAGAACGAAUGACUAUAUCUAUGGCUAAAAGGAAAAUUGAACCAAAAAGAGAUGAGUUCCGACCACGAUCUGUUUUAAUAGGAAAAGUCCCCCCACUUUCCGGGAAAAUAGAUUUGAAUUUUGGGAAAGAAGAAGUCAAAGAAAGUAACGAAAAUGGACUCCAAAAUUACACACAGAGUACAAAUGAGUGGACUUUUAUGCAACCACUCCACUAUAAUAAAUCUUCGGGAUUUUUAGAGAAAAGUAGUGAUAAGAAUUAUGAGAAAAAGAACGAUAAAGUUAUAGAAAAGAAGACGGAAACGAAAGUAGAAAAGAGUUCUAAUAGUAUAAAUGUGAUGGAAAACGAAGACAAAACUAAAUUAAGACAAUUGGAAGAGAACUUUAAGACGUUGUUGUGUUUUGUUGAACAACAAAACGCGGUGAUGAAAAAGAUGGGAGAGCGAAUCACUCAAUUACAAAAAAAGUGUUCGAUUGAAGAGGAAGAACUAAUUGUUCCUAAUAUCCCGUUUUGUUUCGAAAAUAUCUCCCCAAGAAGUAUAACAGGAAAUUCAACACCUAAAGAGAAGUGUAAUGGAUUUUUAGGAAUAAGAAAAGGUCGGCCAUUGACGGUGAACGAUUUCAAUAAAGUAAAAGAGGAAAAUAAAAGUCCUCGAGAAGUCAAAGACAUGAGUAAAGAAUUUACAAAAGAACCACCUAAAGAAUUGUUGAAAGAAUAUUUAAAAGAAACUAAAGAGACGGAAGAAAGUCCUGAACUCAAAGAACAAAAAAGUCCCGAAACACCACAAGCAGUCCACGAAAGUUCCUUUGAAGGAAAUUUAACAACUCCUAUCCCUAUAGAACACCAAAGAGACUCUUCACCACUUAACCGUUCACCCAAUGAAGCUUCUUCACCACUCAAACCAAUACUCUUCACACAAAAGAAUAAAAAGAGACCAACUUCUACAGUGGAACCAAGUGCUUUGGAACAAACAAAAAAGAGAGAAUCACCGACUACAUCUAUUUUUAAAAGUGGAACAAACAACUCCCCAACUACUAACUCCCCUCGACAAAAUAUGUUUAGAGGAAGAGGUGGUUUUUACCCAAGACAACAACAAAUGGCACAACAACACAUCGAGUAG
This is a messenger RNA of Entamoeba invadens IP1, 1902 nucleotides long. RefSeq lists its product as hypothetical. Gene Ontology annotation, cellular component: cytoplasm. Lineage: Eukaryota; Evosea; Mastigamoebida; Endamoebidae. Gene Ontology annotation, molecular function: GTPase activator activity. The transcript has a single exon. The record is from RefSeq and is a predicted model, not a curated record. Gene Ontology annotation, biological process: small GTPase-mediated signal transduction. The coding region runs from base 1 to 1902 and encodes 633 amino acids.